This is a messenger RNA of Nilaparvata lugens (brown planthopper), 895 nucleotides long. RefSeq names its product protein PRRC2C-like. Lineage: Eukaryota; Metazoa; Arthropoda; Insecta; Hemiptera; Delphacidae. Bases 74 to 739 code for a protein of 221 amino acids. The record is from RefSeq and is a predicted model, not a curated record. The transcript has 5 exons.
UAUUUCAAUCUGUAAAAAUAUAGCCCUUCAUUACUGCUCCAGCUUUCAUAAGUUUUUGUCGGUUUGUUUCUAGAUGGCAAGCACUUCACGUGCCAACCCCCCAAAGAGGAGGCGUGAGGAGGAAGAGGAUGCCCCUAGACCUCCCAAGAGAAGAUGUGUUGUAAAUGAACAUCCACAGGCCCCUCUCCGAAAAUCGGAGAGGAUUCGACAACAAAAUUUGGAGAUUGAAAGAGCAGAAGAAGAGCUUCAGAGACUUGAACUGCAGCAUCAGGAACGCCAGAGACAGAGACAGAGAAGGCAACCAAUGAGGAGACUAGCAGAGAUGGAGGUUGAUCGUGAACCUCCAGUCCUCCCACCACCACCCCCCGUUGAUAUUGUUAGUAAUGUGAUGUGGGGCCGGCUGGGGAAGCAGCCCUACUGGCCUGCAAUGGUGGCCGUCGAUGAGGAUGGCCUAUACUUCAAACAGCAACUGACUGAAAAUGGAGUCCUUAGGCGGCAAUUUUACGUCGAAUGGUUGGCCGACGGGCGGCGGUCAUGGGUGGGGGCCACUUAUUUGACCCCAUUCGAGCGCCCGGAAAAUCCCACCCCUGAGGGUCUCAGGAACACCCUUAGGGAGUGGGUCCUAAAUCAUAGAAAAUCUAAGGAAUCAGUGAAAGUGCUUCAAAUUCCCCGCAGACUGCAGGGGAAAGUUAAAGCAGCGAUCGAGGAAGCACUGGAGUUGCAGGACAACUUCCAUUAAAUAAAUAAAAAGAGACAAAGGCUCGGGGGUUAAAGAAAAAUGUAAGGAGUUACUCAGCAGAGGAGGGCAGUGUCUGUAGGGUGAGUGACAAACAUCAAUUCAUUUCAUUUUAAUUGUUUAUUCAAUCCAUACUCAAAAUUAAAUUACUUCUGCUUA